AAAAUCAAUUGCUUCUCCUUCACUUCAAUUCGCACUCCCUCACCAAUAAGUAACUUUCUUCUUCUUCCAAUUCCUGUUGACUCUUUUGUUCUGUUUAACUACCGUCUUCUCCCUCCGAUUCACGACUCGCUGAGUCUCCUCAACUCGGAACGAUUCCACCGAACGCCGAUUCUCACCGCAAUUCGGUUUGUUCGGAUCCGAUGGGUAGCAUCGUGGAAGACGCCGACACCGACACGGUGGUGUAUGUGGCGGUCGGAAAGAACGCCUACAAGACGCAGCAACUGUUGCAUUGGACGGUUAAGAAUUUCUCCGGCAAAGAAAUUUGCCUUCUUCAUAUUCACCAGCCUCACUCUCUCAAUUCGUUCUCAGACAGAAAUCUCUCUGGGUAUGAACCAAAAGACCAUGCAACCAAGGCUUUCCAGGAGCAUGGAAAUCAAACAGUGCACAAACUUCUAGACCAAUACGUUCUCACUCUGGUCCCUGCAGGGGUACGAGCCUACAAAUUGUUGAUUGAGAUGGAUGAUAUUGAGAAAGGAAUCACAAAAGCUAUUGCUCAACACAAUAUUAGAUGGCUUGUAAUGGGAGCAGCAGCAGACAGAUAUAACUUGGGGGAAUAUAGUAAGCAUACUUCUGACAUAGAGACUGGCCCUGCAUUAUUGGUGCUCAAUCCAAAUACAGAUGCCAAGCAAUUUGAAAAUAUCAAAUCAGAAUCGAUUCCUGUUGGUGCACUGAAAUAUUUCGAUUCUUAUGAUAUGAAAGAGAUCAAAAGUGUCAGUUCCCACCUUUCCUUAAAUUCAAAAUGGCCGUUUAAUAAUGUCAUGAUGGACAGGUCAAAGUUGGCAGAUUUGAUGUUUCAUGAGGAUAAAACAUUUGAAAGCCAGUGUGCUAAGGAGAUACGAAGAAGAAAAGAAGUUGAAGAACAAUUGGCAAGGGAAAAGCAAGAAGUACAGAAAAUGAAGAAUCAGCGAGAUGAAAUACUUGAAGAAUUGCAAAUGGUCCAAGACCAAAAUUCAGCACUUAUGAACCAAAUUUCUGAGUCCCAGUGUACAGAAACAGAGUUGGAGGAGAAGAUCAUAUCAGCUGUGGACCUCUUGAUAAGUUUCAGGGAACAGAGAGAUAGGCUUAGGAUAGAGCAUGCAAAUGCAGUUAGGGAAGUCAAAGUGCUGAGAAAAAUUGGGGAAGCAGAUACUUCCUUCUCUUAUCGGGUAGAAUUCCCUGCAUUUUCUUUUGUGGAGAUAAAUGAGGCAACUAAUGAUUUUGAUCCAUCUUGGAAGAUUGGAGAAGGAAGGUAUGGAAGUGUUUACAAGGGACAGCUUCGCAACAUGCAUGUUGCCAUAAAAAUGUUACCCUCUUAUGGUUGUCAGAGUUUAUUAGAGUUCCAACAUCAGGUAGAGGUCUUGAGUAGGGUAAGACAUCCAAACCUGUUAACACUAAUGGGAAGCUGUGCAGAGUCUCGGUCACUUGUGUAUGAGUACAUAAACAAUGGCAGCCUUGAAAGCCAUCUUGCCCACAAAGAAAAGAAUCCACUUCCAUGGCAAAUUCGAAUAUCCAUUGCCACUGACAUAUGCUCUGCUCUAAUCUUCCUUCACUCCAGUGAGCCUUGUAUUAUCCAUGGGAAUUUGAAACCUAGUAAGGUUCUCCUUGAUGCCAACUUUGUUGCCAAACUCAGUGACUUGGGCAUUCCUAGUUUAGUUCAGCGAAGUUUGGAUUCAGCUGACACAAGCACAAUAUGUAAUAACCCAAAUGAACGUUUGGCAUAUGUGGAUCCAGAGUAUUUUGUCACUGGCAAGCUUACACCAGAAUCGGAUGUAUAUUCUUUUGGAGUCAUAUUGUUACAACUUCUAACUGGAAGACCCCUUUUGGGGCUAGUUAGAGAUAUGAAAUGUGCAUUGGAAAAGGAAAACCUUAAAGCAGUCUUGGACUCUUCAGCUGGUGAAUGGCCGUUUUUUCAAACUGAACAGCUGGCAUAUUUAGCAUUGAGGUGUUGUGAAAAGACUUGGUUGAACCGGCCAGACCUUGUGUCUGAAAUCUGGAGUGUUCUUGAACCAUUCAAAGCAACUUGCAUUGACACGCCACCACAUUUGAUUUCUAAGAAGCUUCGUCGGAUUCCUUCCCAUUUUGUCUGCCCCAUUGUCCAGGAAGUAAUGGAAGAUCCAUACAUAGCUGCAGAUGGCUUUACGUACGAAGAAGAGGCAAUAAGAGGAUGGUUGAAUAGUGGCCACGACACUUCCCCCAUGACAAACCUCAAACUAGACCACACUGAUUUGGUACCUAACUAUGCUCUACAUAAUGCAAUUCUGGAGUGGCAGCAACAGUGAUUCAGUGAACCUUCAUUGGCCAUUACACUUGCACAUAUUACACUGGUGUAAAUCAUACUUAUCCUGUAAAAAAAAAAGAAAAAUCUAAAAUGAGCAAGUAAGGGUGUGUUUACACUUGAAUUUUAGUAAGUUAAAAUUAUAAUGCUUUUUAAGAUCACAAUACAUCCUUACAUACUCAUUUUAGAAGCUUAACUUUAGAAGAGUCAUGUCUAAAUUCUGAUAGCAAGUUCGGAUGGAGAAGGGAGUAAAGAGGGAAAACAAAUUUUUAAUUAAACCUUUCCCUUGAAUUAGAGCUUUCUAAAAUGAAGAAUGAUCAUGUAAAUAAAAAAUCUUAUUUAUUUCUAUGAACAUUUUAAUAUUUAAAGUUCUCCAAAUUUGAAGGAUUAAUAUGUAAACUACUUGAAUGAAACAUAUUAUUUGAUUUCACCA
Molecule: messenger RNA, 2747 nt
Organism: Glycine soja
Lineage: Eukaryota; Viridiplantae; Streptophyta; Magnoliopsida; Fabales; Fabaceae
Product: U-box domain-containing protein 32-like
Exons: 8
Coding region: 201-2318 (705 amino acids)
Biological process (GO): protein phosphorylation; protein ubiquitination
Molecular function (GO): ATP binding; protein kinase activity; ubiquitin-protein transferase activity
Source: RefSeq, a predicted model, not a curated record